Messenger RNA from Trichoderma virens Gv29-8, 1365 nucleotides. RefSeq lists its product as uncharacterized. NCBI's taxonomy places the organism in Eukaryota, Fungi, Ascomycota, Sordariomycetes, Hypocreales, Hypocreaceae. The coding region runs from base 232 to 783 and encodes 183 amino acids. The record is from RefSeq and is a predicted model, not a curated record. The transcript is spliced from 2 exons.
CUCUCACUUUCUCUCUUCACCUUUCUUCACCUCUCAUCAUCUCUCAUCGCCUCUCAUCUGUUCUCUGCUCAUCCAGCAUUGCCUCAGUCUCAAACCUCAAUUACCUACUGCUCCGCGUCACUCAGUCAGCUAUAAUCAUCGCAUAUCGACCGACGACUCUGCCCGCUUCACUUUAGCCAUUCUCCAAUUCCCACCUAGCUAGCACUUACACCCGCAAUCUCUGACAUCACAAUGCCUGCUCCUCAGGUUAACGGCGAGGUGUCCAACCAUCUCCAAUCCGCCUUCCUUCAGCACCUGCUCUCCUACCCCUUGGUUAGCGAUGGCAUUCACACUGUGGCCUCCAACGAAUACGCACAGAGGUCUUUGAAGCUGGGCGACUCUGCCUAUCGAAACUUUGCCGCCCCCUUUGUUCCCUACCUUUCUAAGCCCUAUGGUUACGUCUCUCCGUACGUCCAAAAGGCCGACUCCUUUGGCGACAAGACCCUGGACCGCAUUGACGAGCGCUUCCCCAUCGUCAAGAAGCCCACUGGUGACCUCUACAACGAGACCCGUGGCCUGAUUCUGUUCCCUUACCAGAAGGGACUCGAGGGCAGGGAGCACGUUUUCCAGAUUUACGCUUCCGAGCUUAAGAAGCUUGAGCAGAACGGCGUGGUGGCUCAGGGCAAGGCUGCCGUUUCCACCGUCUUUGUCGUUAGCAACGAAACGCUGGCCUGGCUGAGCAGCUGGGUUGCCGUCAAGAAGGCUGACGCCUCCGAAUCUAACAAGGAGAAGAUCAACCAGUAGACGAUUUCCAGAGUGGAUUACAAGCGAAACAGCGCAUAAUUUCCUUACUUGACCGGCUCUCUCUCUUCUUUUGUUUUUCUUCUCUUCUUACCCUUUGUCGGCAUCAUGUCGAAUUUUCUCUGUCGCUGGAUCUUAUUUGUUUUGUGAUGCCAGUUCGUCUUUGCGAUGAAAAGCACCUAGAGAAAAGGGGGAGAAGAGUAGACUGCUUCGUCCGCCGCGACUGGGCGUCUACGACUGGCAUCAUUCUCGCUAUUCUUUAGCAGGUGGCCAAGCUCCGACGCAUCUUGUUUCGAUUCCAUUUCUCUUUCACUCCCUGUUUCGACGGAUUAUGACUCCACCAACCGCGGUUUUCAACCCUUAUCACGUUGCCCAACAUCUGCGAAUCAUGGGUAUUCGAUGGGGAGGUGAAUAAUAAAUCUGCACCAGCAGCAGGUGAUGGGCCUGCUUCGAGGACGGGAGGGCUUUUCAAUACGGGACACUUGACUCUUCUUUGUUUUGAUGUAUGGGCAAUUAUAUGGGACGUAAAAAGGGUAGAAUACCAACGGGAGUUUGCUUUUGCUUAAUAAAAACAUCUCAACACUG